Messenger RNA from Bufo bufo (common toad), 3216 nucleotides. RefSeq names its product mitochondrial tRNA translation optimization 1 (gene MTO1). NCBI's taxonomy places the organism in Eukaryota, Metazoa, Chordata, Amphibia, Anura, Bufonidae. The coding region runs from base 96 to 2225 and encodes 709 amino acids. Gene Ontology annotation, biological process: tRNA methylation; tRNA wobble uridine modification. The record is from RefSeq and is a predicted model, not a curated record. Gene Ontology annotation, molecular function: flavin adenine dinucleotide binding. The transcript is spliced from 13 exons. Gene Ontology annotation, cellular component: cytosol.
AGCAGCAUGGAGACCAUAGACACAAUGCCACCAUAGAGACCUGCCGCUGCGGUCCUCCAGCGUGCAGAGCGGAUGGCAGAGCGUUUCCCGUCUGCAUGGUAGGUCGGAAGGUCAUCAAGAUGGCGGCGUCCAUCGCAGAACAUGGAGGAAAGUGGAUCCUCUAUCAUGGAGCUCGCUCAUCAUUUUCCCAGAUGUCCAGACGGGCACUCAGUUCAGCCCCGAGCGAUGAGGAGGUGGCGCGCUACAACGUGGUGGUGGUGGGGGGAGGACACGCGGGCACUGAAGCUGCUGCAGCCGCGGCACGGUCUGGAGCCAGGACCCUACUCAUUACACACAAGGUGGCGACAAUAGGUCAGAUGUCUUGUAACCCGUCCUUCGGGGGCAUCGGUAAGGGUCACCUAAUGAGAGAAGUGGAUGCUCUGGAUGGAGUUUGUGGGAGGAUUUGUGAUCUCUCUGGGAUCCAUUACAAGGUCUUGAACCGACGCAAGGGCCCAGCAGUAUGGGGGCUGCGAGCACAGAUCGACAGGAAGUUAUACAAGCAGAACCUGCAGAAGGAAAUCCUGAACACACCGGGUCUCACUGUAACAGAAGGUUCUGUAGAAGACUUAAUCCUGGACCCCCCAGACCCCAAUCACCCUGGGAAAUGUCAAGUCAGCGGGGUCAUCCUGGCGGAUGGAAGUAAGAUUUUUGCCCACAGCGUGGUGCUGACCAAUGGCACGUUUCUGCGUGGAAUGGUGCGUGUGGGUACGGAACAUAUUCCGGCCGGACGUUGGGGUGAAGCUCCGGCUGUCGGUCUUGCACAAACUCUGGAGCGCUUGGGGUUUGCUGUUGGGAGGUUGAAGACUGGAACCCCUCCUCGUAUAUCGAAGGAUUCUGUUAACUUCAGUGCUGUGGCGAGACACGAGGCUGAUAAUCCACCUGUGCCCUUCAGCUUCAUGAAUGACCGGGUCUGGAUCAAGCCCGAGGAACAACUUCCGUGUCACUUGACCUACACGACGGCUGCGGUGGAGCAGAUCAUUCAAGAAAACCUCCACCUGAGCAGUCAUGUGAAGGAGACGAGCGCUGGCCCCCGAUACUGCCCCUCUAUUGAGUCGAAAGUCUUACGGUUUCCGGGUCGGAGACACCAGGUCUGGCUGGAGCCCGAGGGCCUGGACUCUGACGUCGUCUACCCCCAGGGCCUGUCUGUGACUCUUCCGACCGAGGCUCAGGAGAGGCUUUUGAGGGAGAUCCCUGGACUGGAGAACGCUCGUAUGCUGAUGCCUGGUUAUGGGGUGCAGUAUGAUUUUCUCGACCCUCGGCAGCUCCGCUCUUCUCUGGAGACGUUACUAGCCCAAAGACUGUUUUUGGCCGGACAGAUCAACGGCACCACUGGAUAUGAAGAGGCGGCGGCCCAGGGGAUCGUUGCAGGAAUCAAUGCCGCUCUCAGGGCCAAGGGUCGGCCGGCCUUCACCGUGAGCCGCACGGAGGGGUACAUUGGAGUCCUUAUUGACGACCUGACCACGCAAGGCACGCGAGAACCGUACCGCAUGUUCACCAGCCGCGCAGAAUACCGCAUGACUCUGCGACCGGACAACGCGGACACGCGGCUUACACUGAGGGGAUAUGAAGAAGCGGACUGUGUGUCUCGGGAGCGGUACGAACGGGCGUGUGCCACCAGACAGGCUUUAGACGACGGGCUCUCUGCUCUCCGCUCCCUCCAGUUUCCAUCCGUCAAGUGGCAGAAGCUGAUUCCAGAGGCGCAGAUCAGCAGAGCCCGUGUGAACACGCUCAGUGGGGUGGAAGUGCUGCGCUACGAUGGAGUGGAGCUCCAGACCCUCUCCAGGCUGUUUCCGGAAGCCCUGAGGAGAUUUAGCGAACGGCAUGAUAUAGCUCAGCGCUUAAAGAUAGAAGCUUUGUACGAGCUAUACGUCACAUUCCAGCAGAAAGAGAUCGCUGAUGUUCAGAGAGACGAGUCCUUGAUAUUGCCAGAAGACCUAGACUACAUGGACCUCAAUGUCACUUUAUCACAUGAAGUCCGGGAGAAGCUAUCACUGAGUCGCCCUGAGACGAUUGGUGCCGCCUUCCGUAUUCCUGGAGUGACUCCGGCCGCCAUACUGAAUUUACUAAGAUACGUGAAGUCCAGCGUCCCGUCAACAGAGGCCACUAAAGGAUCGCACAGAUGCGGAGUGGCGGGUGAUGAGCGCCCCUCCACUGAUAGCCGGGCACUGCGUCAGCGCCCCCUGUAGGAUAGCUCUGGAGGACUCCACCAUCUGCUGUCACACAUGAGGAUGACUCCAGUCACCCCUCAGCCUUGGACUCGUCGUCUUCUUCUGUCAAGUUGGUGAAAGAAACCCUGGCUAUCUUCUUUAUAUCUGUUUGUGGGAAAGCUGGGUGACAACCCAUGGGCUCCUGAACAACAGGUCCUGCAUCCGGCUGCUGCACAGCUCAGAUUUAGGAGUCAAGGAAGAUUCAGUGACAAUCACGAUGAGAGUUGUAGUUAUUUUUUAUUUAUUUUUUUACGAUCACUCAGCCUUGGACAUCUAGCUUUAUACGAUAUUCUCUAACUUAUUACUGUCGGAUUGUUGUUCUGCUUUCAGAAAUAUUUCAGUUUAAGUCUACACAAAUUUGCUAAUUAUUUUGCCUCGUAUUUCUCUAGUCACAUCCAAAGCUGCUUUCAAAGUCUUCCUUGUUGCCUUGGAAACAGACUGCAGUCUAGCGCCACCUGCCUUCAGCUUUUUGUAUCUGCUAGUUCCCUUCCCACAGUGCACACUGAUUUCUGCUUAUAGCUUUGAAUGUGAGUGGGGAAGAAUGGUUCAUGUAUCUAAAGCUGGCCAUACACUUGAGAUCCCGGUUAGAUGAAUUUACAUUAAGGUUCCGGACCUCCCCGUACACGUGCAUCGGAAGAUAGGAGUUAUACCACCGUCUGAUAUGUCUCCUGCGGUGGCUUCUCUCCCCCAAUCCUCCACUCACCACCCGCUGAUCCAUUCCUACAGGGACACGGCCUCCUUCUCUUCUAUGGGUGGGAUAUGGCUGAUUCUGGCGUGCUGUAUGCUCAGAUACGUAGACUUCUUACUUAAAUGCAGAAGAAGAGGUCCCUUGGUCUAAACUUCUCGCUCCCCGCCUCCUUCCAUCUCUCUACAGUGCAAACUGUUUCUGACUGUCACACGAGAGGACCAUUCCAAUACAUUGUGGCCUCACUGUGUGAAAGGUCCUGGGUGGACACUAGUGAAGCUGGUA